CUCUAUUGCGCACGAAGAAGAACAAUGCGGAAAUGACGUCACGUCAGGUUAACGCGAGCUGGCUAACAACAAACAAACGCGUGAAUUCUACAAACAAAUAUCGUGUGUACUCGCUUUUCCUCACUUUAGAGUCCAGCUCAUUUAGUUUGGACACGCUUUUGUUUACUUUAAGUAGUUGACUGAGCCCAGAAAGUGCUCGUUCACGCCCUGUAUUUGUGGAGUUUAGCAUGAGUUAGCAUGGAAGCUAACAAGUUUAAAGUCAUGGAGUUUUUGGUGAUGACGUCAUGUAGAAGUUUUUAAUCCUGUCGUGGUCUGAAGGAAUCCGUUCGGGUUGACUUAAGGUUCUGAGCCUCUUCUUGCCUGUCGGCGACGCUUGAUGGGGUUCCUCAGGGUCAUGAUGCCGCUCAAGUUUCAGCUUUUGGCUUUUUUGACGUUCGGAGUCACGAUGCUCUUCAUCGAGAACCAGAUCCAAAGACUGGACGAGUCCAGAGCAAAGUUAGAGCGCGCCAUGGCCAGACACGAGCUGGCGGCGGUGGAGCCGCGUCACGGCGAGGAAGGCACUCACGACCUCUCCUCGCCGGCGGCGGACGAAGGCAACGACGACGCGGUGGUCAUCUACAACAGGGUGCCGAAGACGGCCAGCACGUCCUUCACCAACAUCGCCUACGACCUUUGCGCCAAGAACCGCUUCCACGUGCUGCACAUCAACACCACCAAGAACAACCCCGUCAUGUCUCUGCAGGACCAGGUGCGCUUUGUACGCAACGUCACCUCCUGGCGAGAGAUGAAGCCCGGCUUCUACCACGGCCACGUCGCCUACAUCGACUUCUCCAAGCACGGCGUGAAGGGCCAGCCGUUCUACAUCAACGUGGUGCGAGACCCCAUCGAGCGCCUGGUGUCGUAUUACUACUUCCUGCGCUUUGGCGACGACUACCGGCCUGGCCUGCGGCGAAGGAAGCAAGGCGACAAGAAGACCUUUGACGAGUGUGUGGCGUCAGGUGGCUCAGACUGCGCCCCUGAGAAGCUGUGGCUGCAGAUCCCCUUCUUUUGUGGUCACCAUUCAGAGUGCUGGAACGUGGGCAGCCGGUGGGCGCUGGAGCAGGCCAAGUUCAACCUGGUCGAGCGGUACCUGCUGGUGGGCGUGACCGAGGAGCUGGAGGACUUCAUCAUGAUCCUGGAAGCCACUCUGCCGCGCUUCUUCAAGGGAGCCUCCGCACUCUAUAAGACAGGCAAGAAGUCCCACCUGCGUAAGACCACGGAGAAGAAGCCCCCCGCCCAGGAGACCACCGCCAAGCUGCAGCAGUCCAAAGCCUGGAAGCUGGAGAACGAGUUCUACGAGUUUGCGCUGGAGCACUUCCAGUUUGUGCGCGCCCACGCCGUCCGGGAGAAGGACGGCGAACUAUUGGCGCUUGCCCAGAGCUUCUUCUACGAGAAGAUCUACCCCAAAGCCAGCUGAGGAGCAGCAGACUGAAACUGAAACUGAAACUCUCUGGCUGGAAACUCUUCAUGCCUUGUUGCGCUUCCACAGGAUCACUCAAGACACUUUUGAAAAUGGCUAAAAAAUCUCAUGCUGGGGACUUUUGUACGCGUUCUAUUUCUAGUGCUUGUUUACACCGGGACCAAAUAUCACUGCAGCCCCUUAGUGCUGAGCUAGCACCUCAUGCCACUCAAUAGGUGCCAUUUGUUACCUUUCUCAAUCAUAUUCAACCAUCUCUAUCUGCUUGUUGACCAGGUUCCUUAGAUUGUGACUCAUUUGACAGGACUGAUAGUAGUUUCAACAACAAAAACAUUAGGUAACAGGACUGAAAGUAGUUUCAUCAACAAAAAACAUUAGGUAACAGGACUGAUACUAGUUUCAACAACAAAAAACAUUAGGUAACAGGACUGAAAGUAGUUUCAACAACAAAAAACAUGAAGUAACAGUACUGAUAGUAGUUUUUACAACAAAAAACAUUAGGUAACAGGACUGAUAGUAGUUUCAACAACAAUAAACAUUAGGUAACAGGACUCAUAGUAGUUUCAACAACAAAAAACAUUAGGUAAAAGGACUGAUGGUAGUUUCGACAGCAAAAAACAUUAGGUAACAGGACUGAUAGUAGUUUCAAUAACAAAAAAACAUUAGGUAACAGGACUGAAAGUAGUUUCAACAAAAAAAAACAUUAGGUAACAGGACUGAUAAUAGUUUCAACAACAAAAAACAUUAGGUAACAGGACUGAUAGUAGUUUCAACAACAAAAAACAUUAGGUAACAGGACUGAUAGUAGUUUCAACAACAAAAAACAUUAGGUAACAGGACUGAUAGUAGUUUCAACAACAAUAAACAUUAGGUAACAGGACUGAUAGUAGUUUCAACAACAAAAAACAUUAGGUAAAAGGACUGAUAGUAGUUUCAACAACAAAAACAUUAGGUAACAGGACUGAUAGUAGUUUCAACAACAAAAAACAUUAGGUAACAGGACUGAUAGUAGUUUCAACAACAAAAACAUGAAGUAACAGGACUGAUAGUAGUUUCAACAACAAAAAACAUUAGGUAACAGGACUGAAAGUAGUUUCAACAACAAAAAACAUUAGGUAACAGGACUGAUAGUAGUUUCAACAACAAAAAACAUUAGGUAACAGGACUGAUACUAGUUUCAACAACAAAAAACAUUAGGUAACAGGACUGAAAGUAGUUUCAACAACAAAAAACAUGAAGUAACAGGACUGAUAGUAGUUUUUACAACAAAAAACAUUAGGUAACAGGACUGUUAGUAGUUUCAACAACAAAAAACAUUAGGUAACAGGACUCAUAGUAGUUUCAACAACAAAAAACAUUAGGUACCAGGACUGAUAGUAGUUUGAACAACAAAAAACAUUAGGUAACAGGACUGAAAGUAGUUUCAACAACAAAAACAUGAAGUAACAGGACUGAUAGUAGUUUCAACAACAAAAAACAUUAGGUAACAGGACUGAAAGUAGUUUCAACAACAAAAAACAUUAGGUAACAGGACUGAUAGUAGUUUCAACAACAAAAACAUUAGGUAACAGGACUGAUAGUAGUUUCAACAACAAAAAACAUUAGGUAACAGGACUGAUAGUAGUUUCAACAACAAAAACAUUAGGUUACAUGACUGAUUGUAGUUUCGACAACAAAAAACAUUAGGUAACAGGACUGAUAGUAGUUUCAACAACAAAAAACUUUGGGUAGCAGGACUGAUAGUAGUUUUAACAACAAAAAACAUUAGGUAACAGGACUGAAAGUAGUUUCAACAAAAAACAUUAGGGAACAGGACUGAUAGUAGUUUUAACAACAAAAAACAUUAGGUAACACGACUGAGAGUAGUUCAAUAGCAAACCAUUUCGGUAACAAGAGUGAGUUUUUGGCAAAUAAUUGGCAAAUACAUGGCAUUUCUGCUCAUAAGUUGACACUAAACACAUUGGAGUGAUUAAAUAGCAAACCAUUUAGGUAACAGGAGUGAGUUUUUGGCAAAUAAUUGGCAAGUACAUGAAAUGCAUGGCAUUUCUGCUAAUAGCAAGUUGACGCUGAACACAUUGGAGUGAUUAAAUUGCAAACAAUUUAGGUGGUGGGAUUGAAAGUAACAGGAGUGAGUUUUUUAAUUAAAAAUGGUGAAAAUGGAAAAAAACUAGCUGAAUGAAACUGAAGUGAAUACAUGACUAAAAUGGGUUGUUUUGAAAAGUCAGCCAUUAAGAGUGAAGUAUGUUCUCCUUCAUCCCACGCAAACAGUCUCCCCACUAAUGGCGGCGUGUCGCUCAUCAAGGUGCACUUACCGCCACUACUGGGACGACUCAAGGCAGGCGGGGGGGCAUGAGGGGGGAGGUCUGCCAUGGAGGCCCUGAACGCUCCAGCGGUGCGUAGCCGUGUCCACAAAGAGCUCGGAGAGAGAGAGAAAGAGAAACUAGAACUCAAUUAUCAGUUUGUCCGCGGGCGUAUUGGAACAUAGUUUCAUUAACGAGAUGAAUACAGUGGAUAAUUACUCCGGCUCAAUUAGGAAAAAAAAAAGGUAUUGAUCGUGGCUGACGAGCUUGAAGGUUAAUUAGGAACGCAACAUUUUCAAUAAUGUUUUCUCAUCAACGUCAGCGACUUUCUCCUUUCUUUCCAAACCUGCGCCUCUUUGCUCCGAGCACUCGCCGCUGGUGCCCCCAGAGGGCGCCGUGCCGCCACCUCACACUCCUGCCGAGGUUCAUUACGCGCCAUCAGGGCGCCUGCGCGGAGGGCAACAAAACUAAUAGGCGCAUUAGGCACACUUGGCUCCGGGGCCGCGCCGUGCCCAUCAAUAGUCGCACUUGGUCCCGGACAAUUUGUACCGGCGUGUAAUGACGUGUCAGCCAGAGCACAGCCCCACGUUGCAGGGCGAGACACGCCGAGCCUUUUUAAUGAUGACAUGACAUGACAUGAGCACAACUUACACUUUACUCCACGACGUCUGGCUAAUUGUUUGAAAUACUGUGGAAAUAAAAGGUCAACAAGUGGAAUAAAAGAGCACACAGGUGAAAUGUAAGGAGAUCAAGGUGCAACGUUGACUAAAAAUAACACAAAAGCUGCCAUGCAGGCUGGUUUUUUUCUUCUAAACUGUCCUCAAAAAUAAUAACGAAUCAAAAUCAGUGUUAUGAAUUAUUAUUCAAGGUUCCAAUUAAUCUAAUAUUCCACUUUGAAAUAUUUUUAAGGGAAAAUAUUGCAUAUUUUGAGUGUUUUUGUCAUAAAAAUAACAAUGUUUUUUUUUUUACACAAAGGACAUAAAACCAACAAACAAAAACAUUUAAAAAAACUUCAUAAUCAAUGGAUAGAUUUGAAGUUGAUAAAAAGAUUUAAGUGUUGAAAAUAAAUUUAAAACAUUUUUAAAAGUAUGACUUAUUUUUUAGCACUUUUAUGUGUAGGGUCCUUUUAGAUACCCCAAAAAUGUAGUGAUGUUUUUUUAAACUUUCAUUGCUGAAACAUCAUAAUUAAUGUUUGUUGUUAUGAAUUAUUGACAUAUUUAAGGCUCCACUUACUUCAUAUGAAAUAUUACACUUUGAAAUAUUUUAGGGGAAAAUAUUAAAUAUUUUGUGUGUUUUUUCAUAAAAAAAUGAAAUUUUCUUUAAAAGAAAGGGCAUAAAAGAAACAAAAACAUUAAAAAAAAGAAAAAAGUAUAAUAAACAUACAGAUCUGAAGUUGAUCUAAAGAUUCAAGCCAUGAAAAUAAAAUAAAAUAAAAAAAUAUUACAUGUUUUUAACUAUUUUAUGAGUGGGGAUCUUUUGGAUACCCCACAAAAGUUGUGGAAUUUUAUUUUUUUUUUAAACAAAGUUUUCUUGACAGAAAGGACAUAAAAACAACAAACGAAAACAAUUAAAAAAAAAAAACAUAAUAAUCAACAGAUAGAUCUGAAGUUGAUAAAAAAGAUUUAAGCGUUGAAAAUGAAUUAAAAACAUUUUUAAAGGUCUGACUUAUUUUUAUCACUUUUAUGAGUGGGGGCCUUUUAGAUACACCCCAAAAAUGUAGUAGUAUUUUCUUUAAACUGUCAUUGUCAAAAAUAAUAAUGAAUCAAAAUCAGUGUUAUGAAUUAUUAUUCAAGGUUCCAUUUAAUUCACAUCUAAUAUUCCACUUUGAAAUAUUUUAGGGGAAAAUAUGAUGUAUUUUGUGUGUUUUUUCAUAAAAAACAAAGUUUUCUUUAAAAGAAAGGGCAUAAAACUAACAAAAACAUUAAAAAACAACAACUCAUAAUCAACGGGUAGAUCUGAAUUUGAUCUAAAGAUUUAGGUCAUGAAAGUUAAAAAUAAAAUGUAAUUACGAUAUAUUUUUCACCAUUUUAUGAGUGGGGACCUUUUGGAUACCCCAAAAAAUGUGGGUUUUUUUUUUUUUAAACUGUCAUUGCUGAAAAUACUAAUGAAUUAAAAUCAAUGUUGUUAUGAAUAUUUGACAUAUUUAAGGCUCCAAUUACUUUUAGGGUAAACAUAACAUUUUCUGUGUUUUUGGCAUAAAAAACUAAGUUUUCUUUGACAAAAAGGGCAUAAAACCAACAAACAAACCAAAACAUAAAAAAUUAAAAAAAGUAUAAUGAACAUACAGAUCUGAUGUUGAUCUAAAGAUUUAAGCCAUGAAAAAAAAAAAGAAAAAAAAAUUAUUACAUGUUUUUAGCUAUUUUAUGAGUGGGGACCUUUUGGAUACCCCACAAAAGUUGUGGAAUUUUAUUUAAAAAAAACAAAGUUUUCAUGAUAGAAAGGACAUAAAACCAACAAACGAAAACAUAAAAAAAUAAAUGAUAAUCAACAGAUAGAUCUGAAGUUGAUAAAAAAGAUUUAAGCUUUAAGAUUUAAGCUUUAUUUAUUAAAAACAUUUUUAAAAGUCUGAUUUAUUUUAAUCACUUUUAUGAGUGGAGCCCUUUUAGAUACACCCCAAAAAUGUAUUGGUAUUUUCUUUAAACUGUCAUUGUCAAAAAUAAUAAUGAAUCAAAAUCAGUGCUAUGAAUUAUUAUUCAAGGUUCCAUUUAAUUCACAUCUAAUAUUCCACUUUGAAAUAUUUUAGGGAAAAUAUUACGUAUUUUGUCAUAUAAAACCAAAGUUUUCUUUGACACAAAGAGCAUAAAACCAACAAACAAAGGAAACUUAUAAUCAAUGAAUAGAUCUGAAGUUGAUUUAAAGAUUGAAGCAGUGAUUUUUUUUAAAAGUAGGAGUUAUUUUUUUAUCACUUUUAUGAGUGGAUACUCCAAAAAUGUAGUGGUAUUUUCUUUAAACUGUCAUUGCUGAAACAUGAUAAUGUAUUGAAAUAAAUGUUGUCAUGAAUUAUUGACAUAUUUAAGGCUCCACUUACUUCAUAUCAAUUAUUCCACUUUGAAAUAUUUUAAGGGAAAAUAUUACAUAUUUUGAGUGUUUUUGUCAUAAAAAAAAAAAAGUUUUCUUUGACCCAAAGGACAUAAAACCAACAAACAAAAACAUUUUAAAAAAAAACUUCAUAAUCAAUGGAUAGAUUUGAAGUUGAUAAAAAGAUUUAAGUGUUGAAAAUAAAUUUAAAACAUUUUUAAAAGUAUGACUUAUUUUUUAGCACUUUUAUGUGUAGGGCCCUUUUAGAUACCCCAAAAAUGUAGUGAUAUUUUUUUAAACUGUCAUUGCUGAAACAUCAUAAUUAAUGUUUGUUGUUAUGAAUUAUUGACAUAUUUAAGGCUCCACUUACUUCAUAUGAAAUAUUACACUUUGAAAUAUUUUAGGGGAAAAUAUUAAAUAUGAAAGUUUUCCUUAAAUGAAAGGGCAUAAAAGUAACAAAAACAUAAAAAAAAAAACUAAAAAAAAAACCUCAUAAUCAACGGAUAGAUCUAAAAAUUUAAGUCAUGAAAAUUAAAAAAAAAAAUGUAAUUACGAUAUAUUUUUAACCAUUUUAUGAGUGGGGACGUUUUGGAUACCCCAAAAAAUUAGUGGUAUUUUUUACUGUCGUUGCUGAAAAUACUAAUGAAUUAAUUACAAUUAAAAUUGAAUGUUGUUAUGAAUUUUUGACAUAUUUAAGGCUCCAAUUACUUCAUAUCAAUUAUUACGAUUUGAAAUAUUUUUAGGGUAAAAUAUAACAUUUUGUGUGUUUUUGGCAUAAAAAAAAAAGUUUUCUUUGACAAAAAGGGCAUAAAACCAACAAACAAACAAAAACAUUAAAAAAAAAUAAAAAGUAUAAUAAACAUACAGAUCUGAAGUUGAUCUAAAGAUUCAAGCCAUGAAAAUAAAAGAAAAUAAACAAAUAUGACAUGUUUUUAACUAUUUUAUGAGUGGGGAUCUUUUGGAUACCCCACAAAAGUUGUGGAAUUUUAUUUAAAAAAAAAAGUUUUCUUGACAGAAAGGACAUAAAACCAACAAACGAAAACAAUAAAAAAAUAAGAAAAAACAUAAUAAUUAACAGAUAGAUCUGAAGUUGAUAAAAAAAGAUUUAAGCGAUGAAAAUGAAUAAAAACAUUUUUAAAAGUAUGACUUAUUUUUAUCACUUUUAUGAGUGGGGGCCUUUUAGAUACUCCAGAAAUGUAGUGGUAUUUUCUUUUAAACUGUUAUUGUCAAAAAUAAUAAUGAAUCAAAAUCAUUGUUAUGAAUUAUUAUUCAAGGUUCCAUUUAAUUCACAUCUAAUAUUCCACUUUGAAAUAUUUUAGGGAAAAUAUUAUGUAUUUUGUCAUAUAAAACCAAAGUUUUCUUUGACACAAAGAGCAUAAAACCAACAAACAAAGGAAACUUAUAAUCAAUGAAUAGAUCUGAAGUUGAUUUAAAGAUUGAAGCGGUGAUUCUUUUUAAAGUAUGAGUUAUUUUUUUUAUCACUUUUAUGAGUGAAUACUCCUAAAAUGUAGUGGUAUUUUCUUUAAACUGUCAUUGCUGAAACAUGAUAAUGAAUUAAAAUAAAUGUUGUCAUGAAUUAUUGACAUAUUUAAGGCUCCACUUACUUCAUAUCAAUUAUUACACUUUGAAAUAUUUUAAGGGAAAAUAUUACAUAUUUUGAGUGUUUUUGUCAUAAAAAUAACAAUGUUUUUUUUUUUUUGACACAAAGGACAUAAAACCAACAAACAAAAACAUUAAAAAAAAACUUCAUAAUCAAUGUAUAGAUUUGAAGUUGAUAAAAAGAUUUAAGUGUUGAAAAUAAAUUUAAAAUAUUUUUAAAUGUAUGACUUAUUUUUUAGCACUUUUAUGUGUAGGGCCCUUUUAGAUACCCCAAAAAUGUAGUGAUAUUUUUUUAAACUGUCAUUGCUGAAACAUCAUAAUUAAUGUUUGUUGUUAUGAAUUAUUGACAUAUUUAAGGCUCCACUUACUUCAUAUGAAAUAUUACACUUUGAAAUAUUAUAGGGGAAAAUAUUAAAUAUUUUGUGUGUUUUUUCAUAAAAAACGAAGUUUUCCUUAAAUGAAAGGGCAUAAAAGUAACAAAAACAUAAAAAAAAAAAAAAAAAAAAUCAUAAUCAACAAAUAGAUCUAAAAAUUUAAGUCAUGAAAAUUUAAAAAAAAAAAAAUGUAAUUACGAUAUAUUUUUAACCAUUUUAUGAGUGGGGACGUUUUGGAUACCCCAAAAAAUUAGUGGUAUUUUUUACUGUCGUUGCUGAAAAUACUAAUGAAUUAAUUACAAUUAAAAUUGAAUGUUGUUAUGAAUUUUUGACAUAUUUAAGGCUCCAAUUACUUCAUAUCAAUUAUUACGAUUUGAAAUAUUUUUAGGGUAAAAUAUAACAUUUUGUGUGUUUUUGGCAUAAAAAAAAAAGUUUUCUUUGACAAAAAGGGCAUAAAACCAACAAACAAACAAAAACAUUAAAAAAAAAUAAAAAGUAUAAUAAACAUACAGAUCUGAAGUUGAUCUAAAGAUUCAAGCCAUGAAAAUAAAAGAAAAUAAACAAAUAUGACAUGUUUUUAACUAUUUUAUGAGUGGGGAUCUUUUGGAUACCCCACAAAAGUUGUGGAAUUUUAUUUUAAAAAAAAAAAGUUUUCUUGACAGAAAGGACAUAAAAACAACAAACGAAAACAAUAAAAAAAUAAGAAAAAACAUAAUAAUUAACAGAUAGAUCUGAAGUUGAUAAAAAAAGAUUUAAGCGUUGAAAAUGAAUUAAAAACAUUUUUAAAAGUAUGACUUAUUUUUAUCACUUUUAUGAGUGGGGGCCUUUUAGAUACUCCAGAAAUGUAGUGGUAUUUUCUUUUAAACUGUUAUUGUCAAAAAUAAUAAUGAAUCAAAAUCAUUGUUAUGAAUUAUUAUUCAAGGUUCCAUUUAAUUCACAUCUAAUAUUCCACUUUGAAAUAUUUUAGGGAAAAUAUUAUGUAUUUUGUCAUAUAAAACCAAAGUUUUCUUUGACACAAAGAGAAUAAAACCAACAAACAAAGGAAACUUUUAAUCAAUGAAUAGAUCUGAAGUUGAUUUAAAGAUUGAAGCAGUGAUUUUUUUAAAAGUAUGAGUUAGUUUUUUAUCACUUUUAUGAGUGGAUACUCCAAAAAUGUAGUGGUAUUUUCUUUAAACUGUCAUUGCUGAAACAUGAUAAUGAAUUAAAAUAAAUGUUGUCAUGAAUUAUUGACAUAUUUAAGGCUCCACUUACUUCAUAUCAAUUAUUACACUUUGAAAUAUUUUAAGGGAAAAUAUUACAUAUUUUGAGUGUUUUUGUCAUAAAAAUAACAAUGUUGUUUUUUUUUGACACAAAGGACAUAAAACCAACAAACAAAAACAUUAAAAAAACAACUUCAUAAUCAAUGGAUAGAUUUGAAGUUGAUAAAAAGAUUUAAGUGUUGAAAAUAAAUUUAAAACAUUUUUAAAAGUAUGACUUAUUUUUUAGCACUUUUAUGUGUAGGGUCCUUUUAGAUACCCCAAAAAUGGAGUGGUAUUUUUUUAAACUGUCAUUACUGAAACAUCAUAAUUAAUGUUUGUUGUUAUGAAUUAUUGACAUAUUUAAGGCUCCACUUACUUCAUAUGAAAUAUUACACUUUGAAAUAUUUUAGGGGAAAAUAUUAAAUAUGAAAGUUUUCCUUAAAUGAAAGGGCAUAAAAGUAACAAAAACAUUAAAAAAAAAAACUUUAAAAAAAACCUCAUAAUCAACGGAUAGAUCUAAAAAUUUAAGUCAUGAAAAUAAAAAUAAAAAAUGUAAUUACGAUAUAUUUUUAACCAUUUUAUGAGUGGGGACGUUUUGGAUACCCCAAACAAUUAGUGGUAUUUUUUACUGUCGUUGCUGAAAAUAUUAAUGAAUUAAUUACAAUUAAAAUUGAAUGUUGUUAUGAAUUUUUUACAUAUUUAAGGCUCCAAUUACUUCAUAUCAAUUAUUACGAUUUGAAAUAUUUUUAGGGUAAAAUAUAACAUUUUGUGUGUUUUUGGCAUAAAAAAAAUAAGUUUUCUUUGACAAAAAGGGCAUAAAACCAACCAACAAACAAAAACAUAAAAAAAAUAAAAAAAAGUAUAAUAAACAUACAGAUCUGAAGUUGAUCUAAAGAUUCAAGCCAUGAAAAUAAAAUAAAAUAAAAAAUUAUUACAUGUUUUUAACUAUUUUAUGAGUGGGGAUCUUUUGGAUACCCCACAAAAGUUGUGGAAUUUUAUUUUUUUUUAAAACAAAGUUUUCUUGACAGAAAGGACAUAAAAACAACAAACGAAAACAAUUUUUAAAAAAAACAUAAUAAUCAACAGAUAGAUCUGAAGUUGAUAAAAAAGAUUUAAGCGUUGAAAAUGAAUUAAAAACAUUUUUAAAAGUCUGACUUAUUUUUAUCACUUUUAUGAGUGGGGCCCUUUUAGAUACACCCCAAAAAUGUAGUGGUAUUUUCUUUAAACUGUCAUUGUCAAAAAUAAUAAUGAAUCAAAAUCAGUGCUAUGAAUUAUUAUUCAAGCUUCCAUUUAAUUCACAUCUAAUAUUCCACUUUGAAAUAUUUUAGGGAAAAUAUUACGUAUUUUGUCAUAUAAAACCAAAGUUUUCUUUGACACAAAUAGCAUAAACCCAACAAACAAAGGAAACUUAUAAUCAAUGAAUAGAUCUGAAGUUGAUUUAAAGAUUGAAGCGGUGAUUUUUUUUAAAAGUAUGAGUUGGGUUUUUUUAUCACUUUUAUGAGUGGAUACUCCAAAAAUGUAGUGGUAUUUUCUUUAAACUGUCAUUGCUGAAACAUAAUAAUGUAUUGAAAUCAGUGUUAUGAAUUAUUGAAAUUUUUCAGGUUCCGUUUACAUCAUAUCACUUAUUACACUUUGAAAUAUAUUUGGGAAAAUAUUACAUAUUUUGUGUGUUUUGUCGUAUAAAAAGCAACAUUUUGUUUGACAGAAAGGGCAUAAAACCAACAAACAAAAACAUAAAAAAAAUAAAACUUAUAACCAACAGAGAUCUAAAUUUGACCUAAAAAAAUUAUUUAUAUAUAUAUAUAUUUAUUUAUUUAUUUUAAAUUUUUAUUAUUAUUAUUUUAUU
Nerophis lumbriciformis (worm pipefish) is the source of this 11831-nucleotide messenger RNA. The record is from RefSeq and is a predicted model, not a curated record. Lineage: Eukaryota; Metazoa; Chordata; Actinopteri; Syngnathiformes; Syngnathidae.